AGUCAUUUAUGAUGUUAGCCAUUACUCUCUGAGCUCCCGUUCCCUUCGCUUCCCUCCCAAAAGUUCAGUCGGCGGAUCGUUUGGAGAGCGACAGGAUGGCUCCUCUGACCGGCUCGGCUGCGCACAAACAGACGCUCCUGUGGCUCAUCAUAGCGUCUCAGUGUGUGUCGGCGCUGGCGUGCGGCCCCGAAUAUGAAAACGCCAUUGAGGAGAUCUGCCUCGCCAUAUUCAGGCAGGACAUGCAGGAGCUGGAUCAGAGACGCUGGUGUAGCUGGGAGGACACAGUCGAACUCUACGGAGCGCUGACCAACUGCACGUUCCUGGUGGCUUCGACGAUGGACUGCUUCUGGCCCAACCGGCUGGUGGACGAGUUCUUCAUCCGAGUCCACAGGCACUAUUUCCACGACUGCUCUCUGUCUGGACGGCUUCUCAGGGACCCUCCAAACCGCAUCCUGGGUCCCUUCAUUGUCGUGCCCAUCCUGGUCACCCUCCUAAUGACAGCCCUGGUGGUGUGGAGGAGCAAACGCAGUGAGGGGAUUGUGUAGUGAAAGGGAAGGAAGGGGGGCCGAGGUCAUGAGACUCAAGACAAGAGGUACUUUUUGUCCCGUAGGUAACACCAUUCUCACCUUCAGCGACCAAAUGAUCUCUUCUUCUGAGUGUUGACAUUUGGGGAAAACGUUCUCAAAAGGACAAGAAUGACUACAUUACUGACCGGGAUGGGGUGCUGAAUGCAACCGAAAACCAGAUCUUGCUCCAGUGUGAAGCCUUUGCAGCGCCCAUUUAUUGACACCGUCUACAUGGACUGAAAUUUCUUUGGUUUACAGAACGUUGGGUUUUUGAAACGCUCACCUGAAUCUGAUCCGGACCGGAAUAGUGACUGGUAAAAAAAGAUAUUGUACAUAUAAAAAUCACUUUAUAGAGAGAAACUGCUUGCAAAACAAAUUGGGAUGCGAUGGUUAUGCUAUUACACACACAAGAUUUUAACAACUAUUUUUGGAAACCAUGAAUAUAACAUCACCUUCCACAGCAGACGGCUCAACAGGAAUGAAACUCACGGCUUACUUGGUGAGGACUCAGCAGGACAGAUGCUCAGACCAAUCUAAGGGGAACCCAGGGAUAUGAAUUUUUCUGUGUGCAGACAUACAGCAUACAUGUAAAUAUACACAGUAUGUACAAUGUGAGAUUCAUCUGUCAGUGGAUUGUACGGUCAAGACAACAAAUCACAAAAUUAAUGUCUCUCAGUUGCAAAUGUUGGGAUUUCAUGUGCUGAUUUUGACAGAUGUGUAUUAUAUUUGGAUCAUUCAGUAUCACACAGAUAGCUCACUGUCAAAACAAAAAACACAAUAUCAAGGGAUUGGAAUUAGUUUUCAUUUCCUUUUCUCUGCUUAUAUCCAU
Stegastes partitus (bicolor damselfish) is the source of this 1395-nucleotide messenger RNA. RefSeq names its product receptor activity-modifying protein 1-like. Gene Ontology annotation, cellular component: cell surface; signaling receptor complex; membrane. The record is from RefSeq and is a predicted model, not a curated record. NCBI's taxonomy places the organism in Eukaryota, Metazoa, Chordata, Actinopteri, Pomacentridae. Gene Ontology annotation, biological process: calcium ion transport; G protein-coupled receptor signaling pathway; receptor internalization. Gene Ontology annotation, molecular function: coreceptor activity. The transcript has 3 exons. The coding region runs from base 96 to 545 and encodes 149 amino acids.